UAACCAGCUAUAUAAGAGCAAAUUAAUUGUCGAGUUAUUAUAACGUUAAGGUUGGUGCAUUGUAGGAUCAUCACAAUGCUACGGAUAACGCUGUUCCUGAUGGUCGCGGCACUCGCGUGCCAAGCCGCUCCUGCCUCCGACGACGAAGCUGCCGACCAUCUAUACAGAAGUGUGAUCAUUGCUGACUACGAGACCGCUCUGUCACAGAGUAAAGAACUUGAGAAAGAGAAGAGAGGCAAAGUUAUCUCGAAAACUGUUGAUAAACUGCUCAACCAGGACAAACAGAAGCUUAUGUAUUACGCGUACUAUCUGUGGAACCACGACGCCCAAGACAUCGUAAAGAAUGACUUCCCGAUCGAAUUUAGAAUGAUCUUCGGCCAGCUUACCGUCAAGCUCCUUAAUAAGAAAUUCGGUAUGCGGCUAAAAGUAGGACUCAAGACUGAUUCCGACGGCGAAAGGACCGUGUAUGGUGAUAGCGGUGACGUUGGCAAUAGGGCAGUCUGGCAAUUCAUGAAUGUCGACGCAUCGGACAAGAAAGUCUACUUUAAAAUCUACAACCCUAGCGAUAACCAAUUUCUGAAAACCGGAAAUUCAGCUGAUGCUUACAAUGACCACCCGAUUUACACUUCUACUAACUCUGACACUUACAGACAUCAGUGGUAUCUUGAGCCAGUGGUGUUGGAUAACGAGAUCCUGUUCUACGUAAUUAACCGGCAGUACAGUCAGCCCCUGAAGCUGGCCCAAUCCACGGACUCGGAUGGCGACCGCCAGGCUUACAGUCACGGGGAAGAUUCGUCCGGCGCUCCUGAACGCUUUGGAUGGAAGAUUGAACGUAGCUAAACAAUUCGAUUAUUU
Messenger RNA from Manduca sexta (tobacco hornworm), 855 nucleotides. RefSeq names its product microvitellogenin-like. The transcript has 2 exons. Lineage: Eukaryota; Metazoa; Arthropoda; Insecta; Lepidoptera; Sphingidae. Gene Ontology annotation, cellular component: extracellular region. The coding region runs from base 76 to 840 and encodes 254 amino acids. The record is from RefSeq and is a predicted model, not a curated record.